AUGGGCGCAAACGAGAUGUGUUGCCGGAAGACUAGACGACGGGAUUGCGUGACGAGACGAUGUAAAGUCAGUCAACUGUCGGCAGGAGCUGUAGCAUUUACUUGGCCUAAACAGCAUAGCGACUGUAUCUGUGGCCAGAAGCGUCUUCAAAGCGGGCUGUUCACUUGCAAGCAAAGUCCCACCUCCUCACGGCCACCACCCGAGCCCGAGGAUCUUUGUUGCCAUGGCUACGCUGUAAGCAUGCCAACUGGACGGGAAUGCUGUUCCCGACAAAAAUGUACACACUACGGAACACCGAAGAGAUCGCAAGUCUCAUAA
Molecule: messenger RNA, 318 nt
Organism: Protopolystoma xenopodis
Lineage: Eukaryota; Metazoa; Platyhelminthes; Monogenea; Polystomatidea; Polystomatidae
Source: the annotation of a GenBank genome assembly